AUGGAGAUUCCACCAGGCUUCGCUACUUCUCAAAUAGCUGGGAAGGUGUGCAAGUUGAAGAAGUCUUUGUAUGAGUUAAAACAGUCUCCGAGGGCAUGGUUUGACAGAUUCAGGUUGGCGGUCUGCGGUAUGGGGUACAAGCAGUGUAAUGGGGAUCAUACUGUGUUUUACAGGCACUCCAAAACUCGUAUCACUAUUCUGGCGGUCUAUGUUGAUGAUAUUGUAAUCACUGGAGAUGAUGUUGAAGAAAUCCUAAGAUUGAAGAAAAGAUUAGGAGAGGAAUUUGAAGUUAAAGAUCUAGGGCAGUUGAAAUACUUUCUGGGAAUUGAAAUUGCAAGGUCGCGAAAGGGUAUAGUGCUUUCUCAGCGGAAGUAUGUUCUGGAUCUUCUCUCAGAGACAGGGAUGUUAGGGUGUAGAGUUGCAUCUACUCCUAUCGAGCAAAAUCAUAAGAUGUGUGCCGAGGGUGGUGACCCAGUGAGUAAAGAGCAAUAUCAAAGAUUAGUUGGACGACUUAUAUAUUUAUGCCAUACGAGACCUGAUAUUACUCAUGCCGUGAGUGUGGUGAGUAGAUAUAUGCAUGAUUCCAGAGAGCAGCAUAUGAAGGCAGUUCGCAGAAUUCUUAGAUAUAUUAAGGGAAGCCCAGGAAAUGGGUUGUGGUUCAGAAGUUUUGGACAUCUGAGAAUUGAAGGCUACUGUGAUGCUGAUUGGGCGGGUUGUAUGGAUGAUCAUAGGUCCACUACAGGCUACUGUGUAUUUAUUGGAGGCAAUCUCGUAUCUUGGCGUAGCAAGAAGUAA
Asparagus officinalis (garden asparagus) is the source of this 795-nucleotide messenger RNA. RefSeq lists its product as uncharacterized. The transcript has a single exon. The record is from RefSeq and is a predicted model, not a curated record. Bases 1 to 795 code for a protein of 264 amino acids. NCBI's taxonomy places the organism in Eukaryota, Viridiplantae, Streptophyta, Magnoliopsida, Asparagales, Asparagaceae.